Molecule: messenger RNA, 2304 nt
Organism: Salvia splendens (bonfire salvia)
Lineage: Eukaryota; Viridiplantae; Streptophyta; Magnoliopsida; Lamiales; Lamiaceae
Exons: 2
Coding region: 1-2304 (767 amino acids)
Source: RefSeq, a predicted model, not a curated record
AUGCACACGAGAUCUCAGGGUACACCGCCUUUCGGAUUACUCUGUUAUCAAAGAAGGAAAGGGUCAGGAAGUUCAGCCGGGUUUGAAAUUCAACAGGAUUCGCCGAGUCCAAUCAGAGAUAACCCAUUGUUUGAGAGUAGUGACAGUGAUCUAGAAGCUGAGUUGAUGGCCGACAAUAAUAACAACAACGCUGUCCCACCACCUGGAGGAAGGUUCGGUGACACUCUUAGGUCGGUAGUCGACUUUCUAGGAGAAUUCGCCUACGCGAAUGACAACGUGAACAUUCCUCCUCAUUACAUUAGCUUGGUGAACGGGGGAAAUCUCUUCCAUGGGCGAGACGAUGAGGAUCCGAUGAGCCACCUCAACGCGUUCUAUGAAUUGACGAACUCUCAUCGACCCCCGAAUGUGGACCAUCAUCAGAUUAAGAGGGCCUUAUUCCCUUUCUCACUGAGGGAUAAAGCACGGGCGUGGUAUGAUUCUAUUCCGGGAUACAACAUAGCCACAUUCCAAGAGUUGAAGAUGUUGUUCCUCUUGGAAUAUAACUCUCCGAUGAAGAUUGAGAAGUUGAGAGAGGAGAUCACUACCUUCCGACAGAAAUAUGAUGAGUCUUUUGCGGAAGCGUGGAAGAGGUUCACUGAAUUGCUUAGGAAAUGCCCGAGCCAUGGUCUUGCUCCAGGGCAUGAGCUACUCAAGUUCUACAAGGGACUCAAUAAUGAAGGCACGGGCUUGGUGACUGCAGGCUCUAAUGGGAACUUGGACGACUUAACUCACGAGGAAGUGAGAGCCCUGUUCCAAAGGUUGGCGAACAACCAAAGAAAUUGGCAUAAUCCAAGAAGAGCGGCUGAGAAGGUAGGAGAUACAUUUGGUGCUACCAAAGAUGCGGAAAGAGUGACAGCCAUUGAGGCUCAAUUGGCGGACAUUAGUACCCAGAUGUCUUCAACGACAAAAGCAGUGAAGUCUCUUCAACUGAAUCCUCAACCUCAAGCAGUGACUGUGAUGAAGUGUGGACUGUGCCAAGGUGGACACCAUACGGAUCAAUGUCCAAGUCUUCAAGGGCCACCAACGGAGGAUGUGAACUACAUUGGUAACAAUCAUCAAGGGUUCAACCAAGGCAAUCAAUACAACAAUCAGCAGAAUUGGAGGCCUCAACAAAUUCUCUCGUUUUUGACUAAGAGUCAAAGGGAGAAUGAGAAUUUCAAAGAGAAGACGGUGGAAAAGUUUGGACAGAUGGAAGCUACAAUGAGGAACCUCGAGACUCAAAUUGGGCAGAUUGCUACAGCAUCGCACACAAGAAUUCCUAAUGCUAUCCCGAGUGAUACGGUGCCCAAUCCUAAAGGUUUUGAACAGUGCAAGGCAGUUAAGUUAAGAAGUGGAAAGGAUCUUGAGUCUCCAAUCAUGCUAGAUGCACAAAAUGGCUCGAACAUCUUGCACGCAGGGGCGGACAAGUUGUUUGGCUCACAAACCUCGCACGCAGGGGCGGACGAGGGGAUUGAGUGGGCUACUACCGAAGCUAGGGAAUGUCAACAAGAAAAAGAAGAGUCAACCAUGAGUGAUAUCCACAAGAAGAAUCCACUAAGUCCGGCAAUGGACCCGAAGUGUCCAUUUAAUUUUCCAGAUUUUAUCCCGCCACCACCUUUCCCAGUCGAGAAUAAGAAGAAGGGUAGGAAAAUAAUUCAAGAGAAAGGACUCGAUUGGAUGAUGAACAUUAUCAGGAAAGUUAAUGUAGAUGUGUCCCUGGUGGAUUUGUUCCUACACUUUCCUAAAUUCUCCAAGUUUUUUAAGGAUCUUAUUGCGAAAAAGGAGAAGAUACAAGACGAUGGUGUGGUGAUAUUGAGCGCAUUUUGCUCACAAUUUGUGAAGGGAAAGAUGCCGGCAAAGAGAAGAGACCCUGGAAGCUGUGUGAUCCCAUGUGAGAUGGGAGAUAAGGAGUUCCCAAAGUGCCUACUGGAUCAAGGCUCGGGAAUAUCAUUGAUGGCUCUGAAAACCGCACGGUCAAUCGGUCUAGAAGCGAGGAUUGAACCAAUCGACAUUGACCUACAAUUGGCGGAUCAUUCAAUUGUGAAACCAAAAGGUAUCAUCGAGGAUGUCUUGGUGAAGGUUGAUAGAUUUGUACUCCCGGUUGACUUCAUUGUCCUAGAGAUGGAAGAGGACAAGGAUAUGCCUAUCCUUUUUGGUAGGCCAUUUUUAGCAACCGGUGAUGUUGUGAUAGAGACCAAGACAAAUACGGUCAUGUUUCGAGUAGAUGGAGAGAAUGUGGUGAUCAAGCAAGAGAAGGCGGGGAAGCGCCUAUUGGAGCCUGGAUAG